Molecule: messenger RNA, 3087 nt
Organism: Colossoma macropomum (tambaqui)
Lineage: Eukaryota; Metazoa; Chordata; Actinopteri; Characiformes; Serrasalmidae
Gene: dnm1a
Product: dynamin 1a
Exons: 23
Coding region: 254-2851 (865 amino acids)
Cellular component (GO): membrane; microtubule; cytoplasm
Molecular function (GO): microtubule binding; GTP binding; GTPase activity
Source: RefSeq, a predicted model, not a curated record
AAGCAGAGAUCAUCCUGUCCCUCUUCUCUUCUGGCAGGCUGCACGGGCAGAGAGAGAGAGAGAGAGGGAGAGAGGGAGAAGCAGAGAAUGAAGCUCCAUGCGAAACUAAAAUAGCUUAAAUCUGAACCAAAUUACAUUAUCAGAGGGGGAGGGAUUUUUAGGGGGAAGUGUCCAAUCCAGGGAGUGAAAUUCGCUUUCACGGUGCAGCAGAAGCAGCAGCAGCAAGGAGGGAUCCAAACAAACAUUAUCCAGGAUGGGGAACCGGGGCAUGGAAGACUUGAUCCCUCUGGUCAAUCGCAUGCAAGAUGCCUUCGCAGCCAUCGGCCAGAACGCCAACCUGGACCUUCCCCAGAUCGCCGUGGUUGGUGGUCAGAGCGCAGGGAAGAGCUCAGUGCUGGAGAACUUCGUGGGAAAGGACUUCCUCCCCCGUGGUUCUGGCAUCGUCACCCGCCGCCCUCUGGUCCUGCAGCUCAUCAACUGCCCCACAGAAUAUGCUGAGUUUUUGCACUGUAAGGGGAAAAAGUUCACCGAUUUCGAUGAAGUGCGACAGGAGAUCGAGGCAGAGACGGAUCGCCUCACCGGGCAGAAUAAAGGCAUCUCUCCGGUGCCAAUUAACCUGCGUGUUUACUCUCCUAAUGUACUGAACCUGACUCUGGUGGACCUGCCGGGGAUGACCAAAGUGCCGGUGGGUGACCAACCGGCGGACAUUGAGCACCAAAUCAAGGACAUGCUCAUGCAGUUUGUCACUAAGGAGAACUGCCUGCUGCUGGCUGUGUCUCCUGCCAACUCUGAUCUCGCUAACUCCGACGCUCUAAAGGUUGCCAAAGAAGUCGACCCGCAAGGCCUGCGCACCAUCGGUGUGAUUACCAAGCUGGAUCUGAUGGACGAAGGGACAGACGCUCGUGAUAUUCUGGAGAACAAGCUGCUGCCGCUGCGCAGAGGCUAUAUCGGCGUGGUGAAUCGCAGUCAGAAAGACAUUGAUGGGAAGAAGGACAUUAACGCUGCGAUGGCGGCAGAAAGGAAGUUUUUCCUGUCCCAUCCAGCCUACAGACACCUUGCAGAUCGCAUGGGAACUCCUUACCUGCAGAAAGCGCUCAACCAGCAACUCACCAAUCACAUCCGUGACACGCUGCCAGGGCUGCGCAGUAAGCUCCAGAGUCAGCUGCUGUCCAUUGAGAAAGAGGUGGAAGAGUACAAGAACUUCCGCCCAGACGACCCGUCCCGCAAGACCAAGGCCCUACUGCAGAUGGUGCAGCAGUUCUCUGUGGAUUUUGAGAAGCGCAUUGAGGGCUCCGGUGACCAGAUCGACACUUAUGAGCUCUCAGGGGGUGCCAGGAUCAACCGCAUCUUCCACGAGCGCUUCCCUUUCGAACUGGUCAAGAUGGAGUUUGACGAGAAGGAGCUACGCAAGGAGAUCAGCUACGCCAUCAAGAACAUUCACGGCAUCAGGACGGGCCUGUUUACCCCUGACCUGGCCUUCGAGGCCAUAGUGAAAAAGCAGAUCCAAAAGCUGAAGUCUCCCUCGCUGAAGUGUAUAGAUAUGGUAGUGAGUGAACUGACCUCCACCAUACGAAAGUGUAGCGAAAAGCUGGCCCAGUACCCCAUGCUGCGAGAGGAGAUGGAACGAAUCGUCACACAGCAUAUCCGCGACCGUGAGAGCCGCACCAAGGACCAGGUGAUGCUGCUUAUUGACAUUGAGCUGGCCUACAUGAACACCAAUCAUGAAGACUUCAUUGGAUUUGCCAAUGCCCAGCAGAGAAGCAGCCAGAUGAACAAGAAGAAGGCAGCUGGCAACCAGGGCCAGGAUGAGAUCAUGGUCAUCAGGAAGGGCUGGCUGACCAUCAACAACAUUGGCAUCAUGAAGGGAGGAGCUAAGGAGUACUGGUUUGUGCUGACGGCCGAAUCGCUGUCCUGGUACAAAGAUGAUGAGGAGAAAGAGAAGAAGUACAUGUUGCAGGUGGACAACCUGAAGCUGAGAGAUGUGGAGAAGAGCUUCAUGUCCAGCAAGCACAUCUUCGCCCUGUUCAACACAGAGCAGAGGAAUGUGUAUAAGGACUACCGUCAGCUGGAGUUGGCCUGUGAGAGUCAGGAGGAAGUGGACGGCUGGAAGGCCUCUUUCCUGCGAGCUGGUGUUUACCCAGAGCGCGUGGUGGAGAAGGAUAAGAGCGACACCAGUGAAGAGAACGGCUCAGACGGCUUCAUGCACUCCAUGGACCCUCAGCUGGAGAGGCAGGUGGAAACCAUCCGCAACCUGGUGGACUCCUACAUGGGCAUCGUCAACAAGACCAUCCGCGACCUCAUGCCCAAGACCAUCAUGCACCUCAUGAUCAACAAUACAAAAGAGUUCAUUAACGCGGAGUUGCUGGCUCAGCUGUACUCGUGUGGAGAUCAGAACACUCUGAUGGAGGAGUCUGCGGAGCAGGCCCAGCACAGGGACGAGAUGCUGAGGAUGUACCACGCGCUCAAGGAGGCGCUCCACAUCAUCGGAGACAUCAGCACCAGCACUGUCUCCACCUCCCUGCCACCACCUGUGGAUGACUCCUGGCUACAGGUGCAGCGCACCGGCUCCGGUGGAAGAUCUCCAGCCACCAGUCCCACUCCUCAGAGACGGGCCCCUCCUCCGGGACCCCCGGCUCGGCCCAGUUCUCGUGGCUCCGCCCCUGGGCCCCCUGCCGCAGGGGGGCCGCCUGUGCCCUCUCGCCCCGGGGCCUCACCCGACCCAUUCGGAGGGCCACCACCUCAGGUCCCAUCCCGCCCUAACCGCGCACCCCCAAGCGUGCCCAGCCGACGACCCCCGGCCUCACCCACCCGACCAAUCAGAUCCACAGACUCCUCCCUCUUAGACUAUUAGCCCCUCCCACCACCGUGAAAGGCAAAGGAGACAGGCACGCCCACCUGGUCAAAACCCACCCCUUCAGUCCUCCUCUUCUUCGGACUGACCCCACUCGCUCUACUGCACUGCUACAAACACCAAUACACCUUCACGCACUACUGGAAUUAGAGAGAGCUACAAAAAAACAAGUGACUUAAACCCUCUGUCAGAAACGCCCGAGUAUGACCGGCUGACCGAUAUAUCAGUUUCGCUGA